UCAUGCCUGCUGAUGUUUUUGUCAGAGAAACGAUGUAUGACUUGAUAGAGCCUCCUUGGUCUGACACGUGAGAAUAAAUUCACAAUAACAGAGUCAAUAAAUUGCCAGUGGUUUCAGGUGCUCUUGGUAAGUUACAGGCAUGUAAGUUACGCGUGUAAAGGGUUGGUAAACACCAUUCAGCCAGCAAAAACUCAAAACUGCUUAUUUCCCUGCACCCCCUUUCCCUGAAAGACAGCAUUGACUGUUUCCUGCAGUGAAUCGUGUGGAGUAAAUUACCACCCGAAAAUCCCAAAUGACCAGGAGUCUCGCGAAUUCUCGCUCUCCGCAUUGCGAGAAAAGGCGAGAUUUCCCGGAGGAUCCGAGACUCGCCUUUGCUUCAUCACCGCUCAGGACACGGCCCUGAACCUGCUGUUCAUCUGUGAUUUCUGCGGCAUCUACCGGGCAGAGGCGCACAGAACAGACAUAGCUACAUGCUGUACACCCCCCUGCUAUAAUGGCGUGUUCGGCCUCGCCUGGCGGAGUGGCCGAGAUGAGCGAGGCGUUUCGCGAGCGUUCCCGUAAAGAACGAGAGAAGCUGCGGACCAGCCUGGCGGAGCAGCUGGCCUGGGACAUGAUGAGACUUUACGAGGAGGCGCAGACAGUGGAUACCCAGUUCCUGGUGUCGGGUGUCCAGUUUCCCGCGCACCGCGCCGUCCUGCGCGCCCGGCUGCCCCAGCUCAGUGACAAGUUCCUGCCGUGCCACGCCCCCGGCACCGUUGCCAUGGUUCCCGUCUUCAAACAUGUCAAACACGACGAGUUCAAGGAUCUGCUGCUCUCGGUGUACACCGGGGAGGAUCUGAGCCCAUGUCGGGAGAAGCUGCAGAAGUGGAUAGACCUGUACGGCAGUGGCGACACCCUCCGAGAGGCGAGUCUGAGCGUUAUAUCCGAGAUAGACGAGGAGAUCGGCGUGGAGUCCGUUGCAGACAUUCCUGACGAGAACGCUAACCCCGCCGACGCCCGGCAACCAGCUGACGCCCGGCAACUGGACGGUAGUGACUCCGGCAUCUCUCCGGAGGGGAGUGCUGCAGUGCAUGCUGGGACUGUGCAGGGGAAGGAUUCUGGGAUUGUUCCUCCCGUCAACGGUAACCUUGCCGACCACAGCGAGAGCCAAUCAGAUCUGGACGAUGAUGAUGACUCCUCCUCCACAGCUACUUACUCCAGCGAGGACUCUUCUGAGUCUGGGAGCUACAAUGUGGAGGAUGGGGGCCACUCGGACCUUUCGCUGGACAGUCUGGGGGGCAAGAAGCACGAUGUGGCGGGGAGCACUAUCCUGGAGGUACGUACAUAA
Branchiostoma floridae (Florida lancelet) is the source of this 1327-nucleotide messenger RNA. RefSeq lists its product as uncharacterized. The coding region runs from base 494 to 1327 and encodes 277 amino acids. Lineage: Eukaryota; Metazoa; Chordata; Leptocardii; Amphioxiformes; Branchiostomatidae. The transcript has 4 exons. The record is from RefSeq and is a predicted model, not a curated record. Gene Ontology annotation, molecular function: protein binding.